AUGUUCAACGCGGAUCGCUCUCGGAACUCCUAUACGGAGAGUCCUCUGAAGGACAAUGGGCCACCGCAACGCAUCCCCUCCUCCGGGCUGGCCCGAUCUAGCUCACAAGCCAAGGAAGAUCCAUGGGCUUACGAUAUCCCCCAGAAGCAGCUGAGCAAAGACUACGGGAUAAGGGUGAGGCUGGACUCCGAGGGGACACUCUCUUCGCCAUCAACGGGAGUUAUCGAAUUCCUAGCCCAGAAGAGUCUCCGUGAAGGUGGCUUGUCGUUAUCUCGGUCAGUCGACGAUAUUUCAGCAAGUACCGAAUUCCUUUACGCCUUCUUUCCAACAAUAGUAGCCGUUCUGUACAGCAUCCUGUGGAAUUGGGUCGAUCUAGACGUGAAGAGGAUGCAGCCCUGGUUGGAGCUCUCAAAGGAUGGCGGUGUGCCGGCCCUGGAGGCCCUAAACCUCGAUUAUCCUUACGGUUUCAUUGCGCUGGUUCCUUUUAAAGCCACGAAACGAGGGCAUUGGGCAAUGCCUUCCGGUUUCGUGGCGUCCACGCAGUUGCUAGCCAUACAAAAUCAGUCUGCGGCCCUGGACGGCUCCGUUCUCCAACGCAUGUAUGCCGUCAAGUAUCUGUCCCAGCCGUAUCCUGCCUUCACCACACCCGACUAUGCUCUUGUUCCUUUCGAACUCGCCUCCGGCGGUUUCCCCGACGAAGCGAACUGGACUUCAACGACGACCAAGGUCUGGACAGACAUAAAGUGUUGGCCUGCUCAGUUUGUCCAGGAUGAGCAGCCCGCUUACCAGGCGUACUAUCAUUUCCUCAAUGGCCAAGGUUGCAAUGCUAGUAGCAUUGAGACCGUCGCUAAUCUCGCAAAGCCCCUCUACCGGAUGCAGUAUCUCGGCUGGCAUAACAGCGCCUAUGCGGAGCAGUCCCUCUCGCGCUCCACGUGUCCUAAGCAAUUCUCGCAUCAGUUCCUUGCUAGCAUGAGCCAGGGCCCGGUCAAAAGCCCCGGAUCACCGCCAUGUUUUGUGAGCCGAGCUACUGGAAGCAAAGGUCCGCGUGACCGUGUCUACAGACACGUUUUACCCGCUUAA
This is a messenger RNA of Parascedosporium putredinis, 1080 nucleotides long. The record is from the annotation of a GenBank genome assembly. Lineage: Eukaryota; Fungi; Ascomycota; Sordariomycetes; Microascales; Microascaceae.